Molecule: messenger RNA, 3998 nt
Organism: Mizuhopecten yessoensis (Yesso scallop)
Lineage: Eukaryota; Metazoa; Mollusca; Bivalvia; Pectinida; Pectinidae
Exons: 7
Coding region: 463-1755 (430 amino acids)
Source: RefSeq, a predicted model, not a curated record
AGUGAAGGGUGAAAGGCACGGUAUUAUGAUAAUAGUUGAUAUAAAUGUUAGCCUGACAAUAUUUCACUCAUUAUAGCUGAUUGAAUUACGACAUAAACAGGAUAUAUUAGAGCGGAACGUAGAUCAAUACAGAAGAAAACAUCAGUGGAACCUUCCUGUAUCGAGGCCUGCAGAUAGUUUAAACAACGAGCUAGAGCUAGACCCAGUGGUGGAACACAGCAUUCGCUCGGACCGGAAGCUGCUAGGAAAGUGAACCAUCUAUGGUGUAAUGGACUAAAUAAGCUCACAUUAAAUGAAUGCAGCCUCACAUCGGAAAGUAGCCUGACAAACAUCAGACAGAGCGCGCGUGUGAGAGGAGGCGGGCUGCAGCCGUGUCAACGUAUUCAGCAGCAGCAGCUAUCUCUGUGGAUGAGCGACGUCACACAAGCUCUUGGAUGAACUGAGAAUUACACUUUCCAAACAAUGGAAUCGGGCACCUGGAAUUUAAUAUUUCAUCUGAGUGUUCUCUUUGGAAUUUUAUCAUUUCUGGCCAGUCUGACAGAAGCUCAGCUUUGUACUCGCUCAGCACGUGUGGAAGCAGGGAAGAAUGUCCAGCGAGUGCCUAUGAUACGGAGGAUCCCUGCUCAGUGCUCUAACUGGGACAGGUCGUGGGUGUGGCUCACCAAGAUAGACUGUGGCACCAAAUAUGUAACGGAGUUCGUCAAUUUCCCGAGCAGAGAUCCGACAUACAGAACGGAAUAUGUGUGUUGUCCUAAUGACGCUGAGUGUAAACAUGCUGCUGCCAGAAACAACGGCCUGAAUGAGUCAGACGAGCGAUUCCUCGCCAUCACGUUCGGCUCAGCCACUGCAGUUCUCAUUAUCAUCGGUCUUGUUUUUAUCAUCAGCUUCUGUCAUAAACGGAGAAACAGCUUUAUAUUCUGGAGUAGGAGCCAGGAUGCUUAUGAAGCGACCAAUGGUGUUGAGCCGACUGGUUGUAACAUGGACAGUGCGGGACAGAACGAGUAUGUCAGUGAUGAUCUCAAACUCGUCGAGUCUGAAUACGAGGAAAUCUGUGAUGUUAACCAGGAAUGGAAAAAAGAAAAACUACCUAUAUUUGACAAAGUUUGCGAUCCUGUUGAAAACAGUUCCAAGCUAGCUGGGGAGAAUUCCCUCCCACAUACAAAUGGCGUUCUUCCUGUCAAAGUCAAUUCUGUUAGUGAUCAGACAGAAUCCAAACCUGUAUGUUGUACGGAGUCUGUCCAACCAAUGGACGGCAACCUUAUUAUGGCCGACCGGCUACUGUCACAAUCAAGUAAUUGCGCAGACACACAGGAAAUGAAUCUUCUUCAUCUUACUGAUUUUAGUGAUAUAAAGACUCAGAUUGAUUCUGAGUCUACUGACAUCUCGUCAUCAAAAACAAAUGUCAAAGACUCCACUAUUGAUAGCAACCUUUUUGUUGUGGAUGAGGCAACGACAGUAGCAAGUGAGUCUGUGGUACAGCCCAGUUGCCCCCCACAACCUGAGGAGGUAGGUCAAGGUGAACACUGCGGUCAAGGUCAAACCCAGUAUAUAAACGUUGAAGGAGUCAACAAUGACAGUAUAACAGAAAAUAAUACAAACUUGAGUAAGGGUGAAAGGUCACAUUCCUACGAACAUCUUGAUCCUACGACACGAGAGGACCCCUCGUCCAGCCAAACCUACGAGGCCUUAAUACCGGUCAUCUCUCCUGACAAUCGGCUAGAUCUGUCCACUAGCCCGUCUACUACGGAAAGUUAAUGUGAUCAUAAACAAAAUAUACACUAUUUACACAAUGUAUACGUUCUACAUGUCCAAACCGUGUCUACACUUCUACAUACCUUAUACUGAACUAGUAUCAAUUUAAUGAGAUUUGAGUUAUAUUUAUAAACAGUCCAUUUUACCGUAAGUUAUAAACCACAGUAGGACCUAUGGAGUCUGUUUUACUAACAGCACACAUGUCGUGAGGUCAAUCGCUCCAGUGUGAUAUGUUGUCUACAUUGAUGGCUGUCUACAAUAGACAAUUUUAAUGAACAAUUGGCAUAUGAGGACACGAUAUCAGACAAUGAAAUAAACCAACCUUCAGGAACGGUAAUUACAGUACAGAAUAUUGUACGGGGUGAAACAUCAACACGCUAUGGUCAUCACAUUCUAAGUAAUGUAAAAGUACACUUACUAUACGUAGCUGUCACUAUGAUAACAAUCUAAAAAUAGUUGUAUUUUAAUUGUGACAUUAGUCAUUGUAACCAUGGUAAAAUCUUACUAAAAACAUUGUUACUAUGGUCAGUGUUACUUUGGUAACCAUUGUAGUUAUAGCCAUUGUUACUUUGGUGUUCGAUGCAACUAUAGGCAGUUACCAUUAUAACAUUUGUUUUACUACUGUAGUUGCUAUGGCAUUCUUUGUAACCAUGGUAACAUUAAUAUAAUGUUUUGAACAUUAUAGAGUUAUCUCUUUUGUUUAUUUACCUUGAGAAGUGUAUUCUCAGGGGGAACUACUCUGAUGGAGGGUUCUAUUUUAUUUAUACAUGUUUGUUUAACAAAUGUGCUGACUUUCCACAAACAUGUGAUGCUAUACGAUGGUGCCUGUAACACGUCGACAUAGUCCACGUUGUACACGUCGACAUAGUCCUCGUUGUACAGGUCGACAUAGUCCACGUUGUACAGGUCGACAUAGUCCUCGUUGUCAUUGAUGGCUACAUAGGUAUCGUGAUUAUAUAUACUAGGAUGUAGUUUUCUUUUAAUUAGAGCAUUAUCAUACUGUUUGCCUAUUGUUUCUCUAUAUUUAGAAUUCUUAAAAUAAUACAUUUAGAAUCUCAUUGAAUUGUUUUUUUCUAUCAAUUAUUUUAUUGCUUGUUUAUAUUUAAAAGAAUUCCAAAAGUUUGCUGCAUUCACUUAUUUAUUUUUAAAUUUUAUUUAUAUUUGUAUUUCUCAUAAAUGCAAUUAACUUUUGUUUCACAGAAUACUACACAUAUUUUUGCCAAAAGUUUGUUUUUCUUGUAGAUUGUUGUAACAUAUAUCCGACCAUUAUAGAAGUCUUUAACAUUAUCUGUCAUUGGUUUAUGACAACUAAUUAUAUAUCGAUGUUUGUACAUAUGUGACUGUGUGAACCAGGAUCACAAGGGUUGUAUGAUAUAAAUGACGGGAGAUUGGGGUGUAUGCACGGUUACCAUGGAUACAUGUACUGUAUGACCUUGUAGCUUUGCAUUUCUCUUUUAUAUCUGUAACAGAUUCUUACCUUUUCUAUACAUUGCUCAAUGGUUACCAGUGGAUACAGCGUGAUUGGUGCGUGACGUCAGAGAGUGAUAGAUUUAUCUUCAUCAUUAUCUUCAGAAACUCACACGCUUCACUCGCAUUAUGUCGGCAUAUAUGGACCAAUUAUUAUCGAUUUCUUAAACAUAAAAAAAAAUCUAAUUUACUAAAACUCUAUUAAAACAUGUCUGUGUUUUACCAUUAUUUUACACAUCUUAAUAACUUUUUAUAUGUGUGAUGAAAUUUUCGUUCGGGUACUGUAAUUAUAAUGUUGGACUAUGAUGUGUACUGGAAUGUAACUAAAACUGUUUUAUGAAUUCCGUGUUAUGUUACACUAUUUAUGUCCUCUCACUCUCUAAAGACAACUUUUGGAAAGUAAUAUUAAUCUUAUCAAAGAAAUACUAAUUAAUAUCAUUAUUGAUGAACUAUCCUGAAUGAAUCGUAGUAACAGAUCCUAGGUGGAAAAAAGAAACUGAAGAUCUGUUUCACUUUUCUGCUCCAUGUACAUGUUUUUAAGAAUGUAGACCAAUAGAGAAAAUAACUCCCUAACACAUGUCCUCAGAACCUAAUUAAAUUUAUUGAAAAUCAAUAUCUAUGGAUGACAUGUGAUCGCAAUAUCAAUAUGUGUAAUUAAAGGAUCGGCCCUUACACUGUAAGUGUGACCGGGUUCUGUUAUCUAGCUAUACUGUGACAUUCAUUUCAAUCUUGUCAUGUUUGAAGAUGAGCACUUGGAAAUAAAAUGUUCAAAUUUUACA